AUGGCUAACAACAAAGAAGCUUUCAACAUCUCAGAUCUCAGUUCCGCUCUCAAUGAAGAGGAUCGGGCUGACCUAGUCAACGCUCUCAAGAGUAAGAUACAGAGUCUUGCUGGGCAGCACUCUGAUGUUCUGGAGAGUCUGUCCCCUGUUGUCAGGAAGCGAGUUGAGGUUCUCAGAGAGAUUCAGGGUGAACAUGAUGAAUUGGAGGCAAAAUUUUUGGAAGAGAGAGCUGCUCUUGAAGCCAAAUACCAAGUUUUGUAUCAACCAUUGUACACUAAGCGUUACGACAUUGUGAAUGGUGUUGCUGAAGUGGAAGGGGUAGCAGUUGAAACUACUGCUGCAGAAGAGGACAAAGAGAAAGGAGUGCCUUCAUUUUGGCUCAAUGCUAUGAAAAACAAUGAUGUCUUAGGUGAAGAGAUUACAGAGCGCGAUGAGGGUGCUCUCAAGUUUCUCAAAGAUAUCAAGUGGACAAGGAUUGAAGAACCUAAAGGAUUCAAACUUGAGUUUUUCUUUGAUUCCAAUCCCUAUUUUUCAAACUCGGUGUUGACCAAAAUCUAUCAUAUGGUUGAUGAGGACGAGCCUAUACUGGAGAAGGCUAUUGGAACUGAAAUUCAGUGGCUUCCAGGAAAAUGCCUGACCCAAAAGGUUUUGAAGAAAAAGCCCAAGAAGGGUGCAAAGAAUGCUAAACCAAUUACCAAAACUGAAACCUGUGAAAGUUUCUUCAACUUUUUCAAUCCACCAGAAGUCCCUGAAGAUGAUGAAGACAUUGAUGAAGAUAUGGCUGAGGAACUUCAGAAUCAGAUGGAACAAGACUAUGACAUUGGGUCAACAAUAAGAGAUAAGAUCAUCCCCCAUGCUGUAUCAUGGUUUACUGGGGAGGCUGCUCAGGGAGAGGAGUUUGGAGAUCUGGAUGAUGAAGAUGAGGAUGAGGACGAUGAUGGUGAGGAGGAUGAUGAAGAUGAGGAUGAGGACGAAGAUGAUGAUGAUGAAGACGAGGAAGAGACUAAGACUAAAAAGAAGAAGAGUGGAAUCGUGCAGCUUGGCGAUGGUCAGCAGGGUGAAAGACCACCAGAGUGCAAGCAGCAGUAA
This is a messenger RNA of Vicia faba (fava bean), 1089 nucleotides long. The record is from the annotation of a GenBank genome assembly. Lineage: Eukaryota; Viridiplantae; Streptophyta; Magnoliopsida; Fabales; Fabaceae.